This is a messenger RNA of Magallana angulata, 555 nucleotides long. RefSeq lists its product as uncharacterized. Lineage: Eukaryota; Metazoa; Mollusca; Bivalvia; Ostreida; Ostreidae. The transcript is spliced from 5 exons. The record is from RefSeq and is a predicted model, not a curated record. The coding region runs from base 1 to 555 and encodes 184 amino acids.
AUGUGCAAAACAAUUUCAGGCUGUCCAUCGGAUGUGGAUGAAUUGCCACAAUGUUCAAAACCUUGUCCUUCUAACUGUGAGCAAUGUUACCCCAAAACAGGGAUAUGUGCAAAUUGCCAACACGGUUAUAAAGGAUAUGCCUGUGAAUUAAUGUGUAUCGCUGUUGCAAAUGUCAUUGUAACCCCAGCAAGCGCUAUAAAUAGUUCUUACGAUGCGAUGUUUUCAUCCAGUGGUCUGACAUUUCCGUCAUCUGGAGAUGUUGAAGUUGUGGAUAUCUACAUGACCUUAUCCGACCAGUUUAAUGAUAUUUCAAAUAUGUCUGUCAGAGUUGACAAUGCAAUGAAUUUCGAUGUUGUUCUGUUGGAAAAUGAUAUACAAUCAACAAAGUUCCACGUUCCGAACUAUGGUCCACCACAAGGGAUAUUGACUGUUCAGAAUAGUAUGAACACCAAAGUGUAUGCCAUACAGAUAAGUGUUUUGUUCCAAAAACCAUUCACAAUCUCAAAUGUUAAAAUGCCUUUGAGGAAGUGCGUAAAGAGAAUUACAAAAGCUUGA